AGAGGGGAGGAGGAGAUGGAGGAGGAGCAGGAGCGACGCGCCACUUCCUCCCCGGCCUCUCCUCUCUUUCCGCCCCGCGAAGGGCGGCGCAGCGUGGACAUGGCGGCGCGGUGCCUGAGGCGGCUGGCCUUUCCGCGCCGUAGGCCGCUGCCGCACGCGGGCCAGCCGGGCUCGGGGGCGGGAAGGGGCGCCAGGCCCUGCUCAGGAAAUGCAGCCCUUCAGAAAAAAUCACCUAAUCUUGAAGUUGACGAAGGAAUUAUUUCUCUUCCAAGAAAGAAAACCUGGGAUAAGUUAGCAGUUCUUCAAGCUCUUGCAUCAACUGUAAAGAGGGAUCCCACAGCUCCUAACUACAUGUUUCAAGACGACCCGUAUCUUAUUCCUCGAACCACUACUGAGUUUCGUUUAUUUUCCUUAUCAAAAGAAUCUGGGGAAAAUGCAGCCAGAUAUAUUCUUGACAAACAUCCUAACCUUUUUGAGAUUGACAUAGCUGAACCUCAUGUACCGGUAAGCUUUGUGGUUUUAUUAUCAUCAUACACAUUAAUUCUUGUUACUAAGAAAAACGUCUGUCCUCUGAGCAUUUCGUAAAAUUAUUCCAUUGUC
Podarcis muralis (Common wall lizard) is the source of this 600-nucleotide messenger RNA. The record is from RefSeq and is a predicted model, not a curated record. Lineage: Eukaryota; Metazoa; Chordata; Lepidosauria; Squamata; Lacertidae.